Messenger RNA from Cariama cristata (Red-legged seriema), 1060 nucleotides. RefSeq names its product phosphodiesterase 6C, cGMP-specific, cone, alpha prime (gene PDE6C). Lineage: Eukaryota; Metazoa; Chordata; Aves; Cariamiformes; Cariamidae. Gene Ontology annotation, molecular function: protein binding. The annotation marks the transcript as partial. The record is from RefSeq and is a predicted model, not a curated record. The transcript is spliced from 4 exons.
AGUGCCUUCUGUCAUAUCUCAAGAGUUUCAGAAGGCUUGGAAGUCACAACGGAAGGUGACUGUACUAUGCUUGUGAGCUACACAAUAUGUACAAAGUACCAUUUUCUUACUAGUACCAAGUCAGGACUUCUUGCUACCACUGCUGCUUUGAUGGUGAUGCAGUUCUAAAAGAAAUCCUAGGAACAGUCCAGCAAAAAUGGGUGAGGUAAAUAAAGAUGCUGUCGAAAAAUACUUGGAGAACAACCCCCAGUUUGCCAAGGAGUAUUUCGACCGAAAAAUGAGGGCAGAAGUGCUGGGAAGUAUCUUUAACGUGAGCCCUGGAGAUGUGAAGGAAGGAGUCAGCUUCAAAGACAUGUCCCGUCUGGAGGAGUGUAACAUACUUUUUGAGCUGCUAACAGAAAUCCAGGAUGAAGGAGGCACUAUGGAAAAGAUAGUGCACAAGGCCCUGCAGAGGCUGGCACAGCUGUUGGCAGCUGAUCGGUGUAGUAUGUUUGUUUGUCGUUCCCGAAAUGGUAUUCCAGAGGUAGCCACCAGGCUUCUCAAUGUCACUCCAACUUCCAGCUUUGAGGAGAAUUUGGUGACACCAGACAAUGAGACUGUUUUUCCUCUGGACAUCGGGAUAGCGGGAUGGGUUGCUCAUACCAAGAAGUUUUUUAAUAUACCUGAUGUGAAAAAGAACACCCAUUUUUCUGACUUUUUGGACAAAAGAACUGGUUAUACAACAAUCAAUAUGUUGGCAACCCCAAUUAUGCAGGGUAAAGAGGUGCUUGCUGUUGUGAUGGCACUCAACAAAUUAAGCGCCACUGAGUUCUCAAAAGAGGAUGAAGAGGUCUUUAAAAAAUACCUCAAUUUUGUAUCUUUGGUCCUAAAAAAUCAUCAUACGACGUAUCUCUACAAUAUUGAAUCCCGAAGAAGUCAGAUGCUUUUGUGGUCUGCCAACAAAGUAUUUGAAGAGCUAACAGAUAUAGAACGGCAGUUUCACAAAGCACUGUAUACUAUUCGAAUGUAUUUGAACUGUGAAAGAUACUCUGUUGGUCUGCUGGACAUGACUAAAGAAAAG